Metarhizium brunneum ARSEF 3297 is the source of this 1554-nucleotide messenger RNA. RefSeq names its product ATP synthase subunit beta. Gene Ontology annotation, molecular function: ATP hydrolysis activity; proton-transporting ATP synthase activity, rotational mechanism; ATP binding. The record is from RefSeq and is a predicted model, not a curated record. Gene Ontology annotation, biological process: proton transmembrane transport; proton motive force-driven mitochondrial ATP synthesis. Lineage: Eukaryota; Fungi; Ascomycota; Sordariomycetes; Hypocreales; Clavicipitaceae.
AUGUUCAGGAGCGGCAUUUCCUUGCUUACGCGGGCGUCUCGCCCUGCCGCCUCAGCAAUCAGUUCGCGACUUGCUAUUCAAUCUGCUGCUCUCCGGUAUCCUGGCGGCGCUAGAUUUGCUAGCUCUGGUAGCGUCGGUGCGGGAAAGAUUCACCAAGUGAUUGGUGCUGUCGUUGAUGUCAAGUUCGAUACCCCCAAACUGCCUGCUAUUCUGAACUCUCUCGAGGUCGACAACCACGGGAGCAAGCUCGUUCUUGAGGUCUCGCAACAUCUCGGUGAGAAUGUUGUGCGUUGCAUUGCCAUGGAUGGCACUGAAGGUCUCGUCCGAGGUGACAAGGCCACCGAUACGGGAGCUCCUAUCACUGUCCCUGUUGGUCCUGCCACCCUAGGUCGGAUUAUCAACGUUACUGGCGACCCCAUUGAUGAACGCGGCCCUAUCAAGACUGACAAGUUCCUGCCUAUUCACUGCGAUCCUCCCGAAUUUGUUUCUCAAUCAACUACCGCCGAGGUACUAGUUACUGGUAUUAAGGUUGUUGACUUGCUCGCUCCUUAUGCUCGCGGUGGGAAAAUUGGCUUAUUUGGUGGUGCUGGCGUUGGUAAAACUGUCUUUAUCCAAGAGCUGAUCAAUAACAUUGCUAAAGCUCACGGUGGUUACUCGGUUUUUACGGGUGUCGGUGAACGCACCCGCGAGGGUAAUGAUUUAUACCAUGAAAUGCAAGAGACUUCUGUUAUCCAACUUGACGGAGAUUCUAAGGUGGCCCUGGUAUUUGGUCAGAUGAACGAGCCCCCUGGUGCCCGUGCAAGAGUUGCCCUUACGGGUUUGACGAUUGCCGAGUAUUUUCGUGACCAUGAAGGCCAGGAUGUGUUGCUUUUUAUUGACAAUAUCUUCCGGUUUACUCAGGCCGGUGCCGAGGUUUCUGCCCUCCUAGGCCGCAUUCCCUCUGCUGUUGGUUAUCAGCCCACUCUUGCCGUUGAUAUGGGUGUAAUGCAGGAACGCAUCACCACAACCGACAAGGGCUCGAUUACGUCUGUUCAGGCUGUUUAUGUUCCUGCUGAUGACCUAACUGACCCUGCCCCUGCUACCACCUUUGCUCACCUGGAUGCCACUACUGUUUUAUCGCGUGGCAUUUCAGAAAUUGGCAUUUACCCUGCUGUUGAUCCUCUUGCCUCUACGUCUCGUAUGCUUGAUCCUCGCAUUGUUGGCCAAGAACAUUAUGAUACUGCUACCCGCGUGCAGCAAAUCCUGCAAGAGUAUAAGUCACUUAAGGACAUUAUUGCAAUUCUUGGUAUGGAUGAAUUAUCUGAGGCUGAUAAGCUUACUGUUGAGCGUGCUCGUAAAGUCGAGCGGUUUUUGAGUCAGCCGUUUACCGUUGCCCAAGUUUUUACUGGCAUUGAGGGUCAACUAGUCGAUUUAAAAGAUACUAUUCGUUCUUUUAAGGCUGUCUUGGAUGGCGAGGGUGAUAGUCUUCCCGAGGCCGCAUUUUAUAUGGUUGGCAACCUGGAUUCUGCCAAGGCCAAGGGUGCGAAAAUCCUGGCAGAUUUGGCUAAGAACUAG